Bursaphelenchus okinawaensis is the source of this 3118-nucleotide messenger RNA. Lineage: Eukaryota; Metazoa; Nematoda; Chromadorea; Rhabditida; Aphelenchoididae. The record is from the annotation of a GenBank genome assembly.
AUGUCGGUGAACGAAAGUUUUGAAGGUGAACAAUUAGUUACAGAAGAAUUUAACGGUGCUCAAUGUAAGUUUUAUUUGAUUCUUUAUGUUGAUAAUGCUUGAAAAAGGUUUAUAAGUCGAUUUAAGUUUGCGAAAUCUAAGUUUUUACGUCUAGCUUUUAAUUUUCAGAUGUAAACGAUAUCUUGAACAACUCCCGGCCGGGGGAAGAAGUGAACAAGCUUCAUGUCUUAAAGUCAAAGUUAACUGCAGAAUCCAACACGGCUUCAGAGCAGAUCAAAGACAUUAUUUUUGAUCACUACCGACAGUUCAUCGACACUUCGAAAGAAGUUUCGUGUAAGUUUAUUUUACAAUUAAUAUUGUUCAAUGUUUAGCGUUGGAGAAGGAGAUUUAUGAACUGUCGACCUUGUUGACGGAUCAAAAGGCUUUGAUUGAGAAUUUGAUGGAUCUUUGUGGCCAAGAGAAAGGAUCAGUUUGUAGUGUUUCGUUACAUUCCGCUGGGAAUAAUCAAUCGAAUUCACUACAAACUUUGAUGCACAAGGUCGAGGGGAUUGCUGUGAGUUUAAGUUUUUAUUUUGGUUAUAUUUAACAGGGUUUAUUGAUUAAAAAUAGCAUUUUGAUUUAGGUAACAAGGAAAGUAUGAUGUACGACUAUUUUUUGAUCAUAACUUUUGUGUUGCUUUUAGGAUGAAUUGAACCGUUUAAAACCGACUGAAAAGAUCCUUCUGCAAUCAGAGUUUACCUUACUAUCAGAAAAUACGAUGGAGCCAGUGCAUUCAGUCUUUUUGGUGUUGUUAACAGAGACGUUCUUCAUUUGUAAUCCUUCAAACAAUCCAAAAAUGAAGUUUACCUUCGUAUCAGCGCAUCGCCUGGAUUCUGUAGCCAUUGUCAACGUGAAAAGAGCUGCCACAGAGAACCCAUUUGCUGAACUGAUAAUGCAAUUGAUGAUAUUUCCAGAACAGUUGUAUUUAAAAUGUGAUGCACCUAGAGUGAAAAAACAGUGGUUGGAGGGAAUUGAAAAUGCGAAAAGAAGUUUGGAAAAGGAAAAGAAUUUGCAUAGACAGGCUACGAUUAGAGGUAAGGAAAGUUGAUAUUAUAGUAGGUUUUAAAGGCAUUGAGAUCUGACAUUAAAAUUAAAUUUUAAGAAUGUUUUUUUGAUUAAGAAAGUUAAUAUUUUUAAUUUUUUAGUUAAUGUUUUUGAAAUUUUCAGCCAAAAGACGCAAAUCCUCGGCAGCGACGCAUCCAGCAGAUCCUCGUGAUCGAUUGGCUACAAUAAAGUCUCAGAAUUCAGAAGCGAUCCAAGAAGAUGAUCAAGAGAAACUAGAAGCUGAUAUGGAAUGGUUGAGAGGGUUAGAGAACGAUCUACAAGAAGAAAUAAGUCAUAGACGAUUGGAUAUGGCAGUAGAGUUGUUGAUGGAGACUAAAACAGCCAAAUGCACGGACCCAGAAUUGAAGGCACGGAUCGGAGCUUACGAAAAACAGAUUAUUAAGACGCUCAGUGAUGAGGUGAGUAGUAGGUAAUAGUAUUGGAUACGUGACAAUGGAUUUUGAGGUUUGAACACUUGAAAAGUAUUGGAAAAAUUGGUAAAUAAUAUCGUAAAGUUGAGUGCUGUGGGCAGUAUAUUAAAAGUAAAAAGGCUUUGAGACUUUAUAAAGCAUAUGUAAUAUUAUUUACAACAUUUACGUUAUUCAUCAUUUAGAUAAAACGUCCCGGCGCUUUGCACGGUGGAGCCAAAGCCCUUCAUCGUCCCCUAACUCUCCUUAAAUCUCUCGGUCGAUCUACAUAUGCCAUUGAUUUGUACCUAAAACGUCGAAGCUCAGCUCUAAGUCAACGAGCACGGGAGUUCACAAUAUCAGAAGAGCCGUUAUCGUACGUUAGACAUGUCUCCACAGUAUUCAUCAGUGCCAUUUUGGAAGUGAUAACAGAGUUUAAAAAAGAGAAAGAAGACUACUGUUUGGUGGUACAAUGGGCUUGUUCCGAGCUGAGUUUGUUGUUGUCACUGAUAAGAAGACACGUGUUGGAAGUGGCACCAACAAUGGCGGUUCUCACUAAUGCGUGGCGGAUUCUGGCUGGGGAGUUGGAGAUCUUGAGGUAUAUUAAUAUAUUUUUAUGUUUUGAAUCAAAAGAUAAUAUAUAUGACGAAUUAGGCGAAUUAUAGAGAUUUGAAAUGGAAUAGUUGAUGUUUUAGGUAUGAAGGACUUGACUUGUCGUUUGAGGUUAAUCGAUUACUGGCACCCUCUUUGAGAACGGCUUUGGAGAGCAACUUUACGAACAUCAUUGAGUCUACGCGGUUACGAAUUCAGGUGUGUAAAAACUUAAAAAGUUUUGAAUUGUUGUCAUUUUUAGAUUUUAAGGAAGUUUUUAGAAUUCAAAGAAAAUUUUACAAUUUCAAAAAGUUCAAACUUGAAAAAUAAAAUUUCAGGAAGAAAGAUGGCAACCCUACAACCUAGAAACCGAAUCCAGCCUGAAUCGUUACCUAGAAGAGAUGUCCGACCUCGGCCUGUGCAUCGAUUGGGCCAUAAUGCCGCAUCAACCUCACUCUCUGAGUAUCUCCCAAAGUGGCUGUGAAUUCGCAAGAGUCGCCAGAAGUUUGAGCAGAGAUUUGUCACUGUUAAAGUCUUCAGGUCAUUUACGAGAAUUGUCAAUCGAUUUCAUAAGAACUGUUUGGUCGGAUUAUUGUGAAUUGCUGGCUCAGCCCAUCAACACGGAUGUGCACACUUUCACUUGCAAAUUUAUUGUCAAUCAGGUAGGGUGUUGGUUUAGGUAGUGCACUAUAGUGGUUAGUCAGGUAUAAGAGAUGUUGUUUGGGGAGAAGGUGGUUAAUAUUGUAGAGUGUUGGAUAGUAGCCCACAUCAAGGCGAUCUAAUAGUAAAAACGGCUAUCACGGCUCUUUAAAAAAAUACAUCAUGUCUGCUUUCGACUUGACCUAUAGCUUGACUUUUUUUGAAAGGAGUAUAGGAAACUAAUUUUUGUAACUUUCCAGCUGAUUCCCUUGUGUGAAGAGAUUUACCGUGAAGACUUGAUCCGCCUCCUGCUACAAAAACGAUUCCCCUCCUUACUUCAGUUUGUCGACCGACCAUUACAACGAGUAGAGGACGAUCAAGAAGAAGAAGAUGUAUAA